GAGAUAGUCAUCAGAAGCAUUAAACGUAUAACAAAUGUGGAAAAAUUGUGGAAAAACGUUCAUUAUAUGUGUAGUUUUUGUUUCUUACAUAAAAAACGGUAACGGGAAUGGAAUUUACCAUGUAAGUUUAAGAGGUGACAAUUCGAUCAAACUUUACUGGUCUUUGGACUACAAUUCCGAAACUGUAAUUUUUGAAAUUCACAUACCUUCUGAUUAUGGUUGGUUCGCUAUUGGAUUUUCAGACAGAGGAAAUCUUUUUCCUUCAGAUAUCUGUUUAUUAUGGCGAGACUUAAAAGGAAUAUCCCACCUAAAGGAUGCAUAUGUUGAUGAAAAUGGAGUGACUCAUAAUGACAAACAAGAAGACUGUAACAAUUUCAAAAUCAAGAGAAAUGGCAAUAUUACAAAAUUCGCGUUUGAAAGAAGAUUCGACACAUGUGACCAACAAGACUACAUUAUUGAGGAAGGCACAACCCAUAUUGUGUGGUCGAGAGGGAAUCAUAAUCUAUAUAAGCCAGAAGGUAUAAAUAUCAGUUUUACUCCUGAUAAUCAUGGAAUGGUAAGAGUAAAUCUUCUGAAAAAUACUAAAGUGAACUAUUAUUUGCCAUCUCACGUGAAGAUAUUCGAUUUUCUAAAUGAUAAAGUGGAAGUUCCUGCUGAAGAAACUACAUAUUGGUGUCGAAUUAUCAAACUACCAGAAGAAUUUAAGAAAAAGCAUCAUAUUUACCAAUAUGGAGCUAAUAUUCAAGAAACCAGUGAAGGACUUGUACAUCACAUGGAAGUUUUUCACUGUCAAACAGGAGUCGAUGAAGAAAUUCCAUUAUACAAUGGAGAUUGCUUUGGAAAAAAUAGACCACCGAAAACACAAGUUUGUAAAAGGGUUUUAGCAGCUUGGGCUAUGGGUGCACCACCAUUUAAAUAUCCCAAGGAAGCAAGUUUACCUAUUGGAGGAGAAAACUUCAAUCCUUAUAUUAUGUUGGAGGUACAUUAUAACAAUCCGGAUUUAAGAACAGGUAUAAUAGACAGUUCUGGGAUUCGAUUUCACAUAUCUUCAAAACUAAAAGAAAUGGAUGCUGGAGUUAUUGAACUAGGCCUGGAAUACACUGACAAAAUGGCAAUUCCUCCAGGACAAGAUUCAUUUUCUCUAACUGGUUACUGUAUCAGUUCAUGUACAGCUAUGAGUUUGCCUGUCAGCGGGAUAACAGUUUUUGGAUCACAACUUCAUACUCACUUAACAGGAAUUCGAGUUGUCACAAGACAUUUUGAUGCAUAUGGAAGAGAGUUGCCAGAAUUGAACAGAGAUAACCAUUUUAGUACUCAUUUUCAAGAAAUAAGAAUUCUCAAGUCACCCGUACAAAUCUUACCGGGACACACGUUAAUCACCAAAUGCGAUUAUAAUACGAAAGAUAGAGAAAACAUAACGCUUGGAGGAUUUAGCAUAAGUGACGAAAUGUGCGUGAAUUAUAUUCAUUAUUUUCCAGCUAGUGAACUAGAAGUAUGCAAAAGCUCCAUUAGUGAUCAAGCCUUGCAUACAUUCUUUAGAUACAUGAACGAAUGGGAAAACCAAUAUACCUUACCAGAUAAUGGAAUUUCUGAUAACUAUAAAGCAAUCAAAUGGAACAGGAUGAGGAUACAGCUUCUAGAUGAAGUUUACAACGAGUCUCCAAUAAGCAUGCAAUGUAAUAUGUCGAGUGGUGACAGGUUUCCUGGAUAUUGGGAAAAUGCACCUCUGCCAUAUUUAUCUACUACUCUUGGCCCUCCUCCUAGAUACUGUGACAAAAAGUUUAAGUAAAAAAACAUGGAAAACAAUCCAAAUAAAUAUAUAAUCUGAAA
Messenger RNA from Diorhabda sublineata, 1830 nucleotides. It is a transcript of the gene Tbh, whose product is annotated as tyramine beta-hydroxylase. Gene Ontology annotation, cellular component: secretory granule membrane. The coding region runs from base 35 to 1789 and encodes 584 amino acids. Gene Ontology annotation, molecular function: dopamine beta-monooxygenase activity; copper ion binding. The transcript is spliced from 10 exons. The record is from RefSeq and is a predicted model, not a curated record. NCBI's taxonomy places the organism in Eukaryota, Metazoa, Arthropoda, Insecta, Coleoptera, Chrysomelidae. Gene Ontology annotation, biological process: dopamine catabolic process; octopamine biosynthetic process; norepinephrine biosynthetic process.